CCGUACGAAACUACGCGACGUCGAAACCGCUUUUACGUCCGCGCUAAUAAAACUCGUUGAAAAUGCAUACAUCAAAAUGGUAGAAUCGCUACAAAUGUUUUUAUUUCUAUUUAAAUCUAAAUACAGACGAAAAUGUUCAUGGUUCUCGCCAUUCCUGUGUUCAGUGCUCAUAGUGUUAUUGUUCUGUGAUGGUGUCCUGUCUAAGUGUGGUGAUCAUACUUGUGUAAACGGUGUGUGUAAAAAUGAUAUGUGCGUGUGUUACGAGGGUUGGCAGGGUCCCGAGUGUCAGUACUGCGGUGGCAAAGUCAAUUUAACAUCCCCAACGGGCUACAUAACGGAUGGUCCGGGUAACUACAGCGUGAGCACACAAUGUUCCUGGUUGCUCACGCCGCCACGCCUGGGCCCAACGCCGCCGCCCCUGCGCGUGCGCCUCGAGAGCUUCGCCACCGAGUGCGGGUGGGACCAUCUGUAUGUUUACGACGGUGAUAGUGUGAGAGCUGAGAAACUGCUUGCUGUGUUCAGUGGUGUACUAGAAAAUGGAGAGUCCAGUUGGACUAGACAAGUGAUAGCGCGUUCAGGGAGCGCGUUGCUGCAUUUCUUCAGUGACGAUGCGUAUGCUAUGGAGGGGUUUAACGUGACUUAUGCGGCUUACUCCUGCCCUUCUAAUGAUCAUCGGACUAAUUGUUCUAAUCACGGUGAAUGUGAAGAUGGGUCAUGUAGGUGUGAACCAGAGUGGACGGGGGUAGCCUGUGAUCAGCCUUUAUGUCCAGAGGAAUGCAACGCCGCAUACGGCGGUGGUACUUGCACUGCUACCGGCUGCGUGUGCUCCGCGCUCCGUCGCGGAACGUCGUGCGCGCGCGACGCGUGGCGCGCGGGCUGGGCGGCCGCGCGGACCGGCGGAGCGCCGCCCGUCGCCGCGCAUGCGUUGUUACAGUACGGCGACGAUCUGCUCAGAGUAGGAGGGGAGACGUUCGCGCACUCUGAGUUUUUAUACAAAUAUAAGACGGCAGAACAAGAAUGGGAGGUGUUACCUACAUACGAGAGUCCGGCCGCAAGGUUCGCGCAUUCCGCCGUGUUGUACGGACACGAACUUAUAGUGUAUGGAGGGGUCGUUAUAUCUGAUGAGCCGGAGAGGGGUGGCGGUCUAGCAGGCUUAGAAGGUCGUGCCGGGGAGGUGACGAACGAGAUCUGGCGAGUUCGCCUCAACAGUGAGAGGCCGCAGUGGCAUAAUGCUACGCCCGUCACCUGUUCGCCGCAUAGACAACCGCCGUUGAAACAUUGUGGAGGUCUUCACGUAUCUGGUCACACAGCUGUGCUAGUGUAUUUGGGUGCUACUAAGAAGCCAGUAAUGUUGGUGUUCUUCGGACAUUCGCCGCAUUACGGAUAUCUACAUCUUGUACAGGAGUACUACGUGGACGAGGGCGUAUGGUCGGUAGCAGGCACGCGCGGCUGGGCGGCGCGGGCCGGCUUCGCGCACGCGGCGGCGUGGGACCCGCUGUCGCGCAGAGUCUACGUGCACGGAGGCCUCGUCUCCGAGUCUGAGGCUACACAGGCGCCAUCAGCAUCGUUAUUUGAGUACGACCCGGAGUUAAGACUGUGGCGCCCUCUACAAUCUGCGCCUACGCCUAGAUAUUUACAUUCUGCUACUUUUAUUACUCCAGGUGUAAUGUUAGUGUUCGGCGGUAACGCACACAACGACAGCGCGGCCGCGUUGGUGUCCAACCCGGCUGCUUCUAAGUGUUAUUCUGCCGGAGCACUGUUGUAUGAUGUUAGAUGCGGCACGUGGUCGGCGGCAGCGUCGCUGGGCGGCGGCGCCCGCGCGGCGCACGCGGCGGCGGCCCUCAGCACCAAGGACCGCCGGGCCGUGCUCAUACAUGCCGGUUUCGACGGCCGCCUCCGUUCCGACUCGUUAGUAUUCGAGGCGGGUGAGGGAUGUACUCGACACACGAGCGAGGCGGCCUGCCUCACCGCCGCGCAUCAUACUGCUGUAGCCUGCGUGUGGCGGCAGAGGGAUAGGGCUUGUUUACCUCUAGAAGAAGUGGGUUGGAAGGAGUCGUUCGACGGCACGGUGAAGGCGUGUCUCACAGAACCUAGGUUUGGUAAGGAUGAACGUCGUUGUUCACAAGCGUCAUCUUGCGCGGCAUGUACAGCGGCCCGCUGCGCGUGGUGCGGCGCCUGUCAUCCUUCCGCCAUGUAUUGUGUCAGACAUACACAUCAGAUGGCGUUAUCAAUAGAGGAGUGCGGGUCGGACAGCGAGUCGCCGCGGGAGGCUUGCGGCCGCUACCACUCCUGCGCAGCUUGUUUGGCGCAUCAACAUCAUCAUACACAUGGAUCUGAAGAACUAAGUCAGCGGGCGUGUUUUUGGGAUUACGACACGAUAAAGUGUAAACCAGUGAAUUCCUCCGAAGAUAUCAGAAGCGUAGCAGCGGCGGGGCCGUGCAGCGCGCCGUGCUCCACGUUCCAGACCUGCGCCAACUGCACCGCCGAGGAGUGCAUCUGGUGUGCCUCCGCCGGACGCUGUGUGGAUAAGAACGCAUACGGCGCGUCCUUCCCGCUCGGCGGCUGCCGCGCCUGGUCUACCUCCGGCGGCGGCGGCGCCGCGGGCACGUGCGGUGCCGCGCGGGGCUGCGGCGCGCACGUGUCCUGCGCCGCGUGCCGCGCCGAGCCCGCCUGCGGCUGGUGCGACGACGGCGCCGGCGGGGGCAGAGGCCUGUGUCUCCCUGGUGGUGCUAGGAGACCGCAUGCGCCUAGAGUCUGUGCUCAGCAUCGAUGGCACUUCACAGCAUGUCCAGCAUGCCAGUGCAAUGGACAUUCAGUAUGCGAUGCUGCAGCGCGCUGCAUGCAGCCGUGCGCCGGCCGCACGGUGGGCGAGCACUGCGACGUGUGUGCUGCCGGACACUGGGGGAACCCGCUCAAUGGGGGAGUGUGUCAACCUUGUGAAUGCAACGCUCAAGCGGUAGCCUGUGCCCCCGACACGGGCCGAUGCUACUGCAGUACUAAAGGACUGGCGGGCGACCGAUGCGACAAAUGCGACAACACUAAUCAUUAUCACGCCGAUAUUUAUAAUAAGGGAGCUUGUUAUUAUGACUUAGCAGUAGACUAUCAAUUUACCUUCAACCUAUCAAAAAAGGAAGACCGUCACCUUUCUGCCAUAAACUUCCGCAACGCCCCGGUGAAGCCGGACGUGGACGCGGACUUCAGCAUCACGUGCUCCGCGCAUGCGCGCAUGAACCUCACCGUGCGGACUCGCAGCGACCCCGCCGAGAGGACGCUGUUUAGCGACGUCAAUUGUACCAACUUUAGAUAUAAGUUUGCGAAAUCGGAUCACGCUUUCGGUGUCGAGGACAACGUGACGCUUACGACGUUCUUCGUUUACGUCUACGACUUCCGGCCGCCAUUGUGGAUACAGAUAUCUUUCUCUCAGUAUCCGAAGUUGAAUUUACAACAAUUCUUCAUCACUUUUUCUUCGUGUUUCCUACUUUUGUUGCUCGUUGCGGCCGCUUUGUGGAAGAUUAAGCAGAAAUACGACAUGUACAGAAGAAGACAGCGACUGUUCGUCGAGAUGGAGCAGAUGGCGUCGCGGCCCUUCAGCCAAGUGUGCGUCGAGCUUGAGAAGGGUGGGGCAGGUUCAGGAGUACCAGCCCCCGUAGCACUGGAGCCGUGCCGCUCCGGGCGGGCCGCGGUGCUCUCCCUGCUGGUGCGACUACCCACAGGCGGCACGGGGCGGGCGCCGCCGCUGGGCGGGCUGGCCGUGGCGUCGGCGCUGGUGACGCUCGGCCACCACGCGCCGCAUCAGGCGGUGCAGGCUAAACGCCCGCGCCAUCACUGACCAAGCCGCACAGAUACGGACACCGAUGUAUAUAGACAAUGUAUGUAUUGAACUUUGUACAUAGGACACUAGUAGUGCAUUGCUCAAAGUGUAACAUUAUAUAAAUAAUACUCAGUUAUUCUAUCGUUUGUAUGACUUAAUGCCCAGUUGGACAAACACGCGUGAUCUAGCCAUUAUUAUAUGUAGCGACACAAAUUUUGUUAAAAUAAUAUCGAUAAAGAAUAAUCAAAUUUUUAUCGAAACUAAAAAUCACUUUAGUAAAUAUUAUAAAUGUGAUAAAUAUGACUGUAGUAUCUAAAGCAAACGUGUUAUCGUGCUUAAACAAAAUAAAUAAAGACUGCUGACAUAAAUCGAUAAACUUAACAUUUAUAAAUCAAAAAUAAUAUCGAUAAAUAUUUUCCCAACACUUGUUUAACAAAAUUUGUAUCGUUACAGAAGCCACGCUACAAAAAUCAUCGACAAAGUUGUUUUUUGUAUAAAAUGAUACUAAUUAAAAAACAUAGUAGUGUUAAGUACGUAACCAUUACACUUCCAUAUAUGAAAGUUGCCAAAAUACUCUAAUUUGUAUCACUUUUGAACGUUCCACGUUUAGGAAGCUAGUUGCAGUUUGUAUUGGAAAUUAACUGUUAAAAAUAUUAUGAUUGGGACAUGUGGAGAGAUUUUUUUUUAUAUUACAAAUAAUUAUUAUACUGAUUAACAAAACAUCCAUAUCAAAAAUAAAAAUUGGUUAAUGAAUGACAAAAUUUAUGUCAAAUAUGUAUGUUGAUUUAGUUUUAUCGCGUCAAAAUAUGUCACUAUUUCAGUUUAGUUUUCAAAAUAUAUGUCAUUAUUCCUAUUUUUUCUAAAAUCUUACUAUUUAAAAAUAUUUUCACAUGAACUCACUCGUUUCCACAUUUCUGUAAUCGUAAAACUAAAUUGGUAAUCGUACAAAAAGUUGGUAAUCGUAAAAUAUCUUGCCAGCUUGUUUCACUAGAUUUUUUUAGGCAAAAAUAUUCAAUUAUACAUAAAUCAAUAAUACAUAGUGCGGGUGAGAGGUAUUUGUGAAUCUGAAAUAACUCUUGGCUGUACGAUAGAUAUUUAGGAACAUAAUUGUCUACUGCACAGCCAAUCAGGUAACUUAAACUCUAGUACAAGAUAUUUCGGCGGUAGUUAAAAUUAAAAUACAGUCUUUUCUCCACAUAUCCUAAACAUAAUGCUUCGAAAUUUUGGACCGGGUUCGUAGAUUUAGAGAUCGUUGCAUUUUCUAAUUUAUAUUUCUUAAUUUUAUUUUUAAGGGCUUUUAAAUGCUGAUGUGUUUUGCCAUUUUGUUGAAAAUUACAUUAUUUAUUUUUGAAAAAGAAAAGCAGCUUGUGAAAUGUAUGGAUAUUAAAAAGGAGUAUAAAAAUAUAAUUAACAAUAUUAUUUUAAAUAUUGAUGAGGUAUUGACUGAAUUAUUUGGCAACUAAUUAAAAUUCACUAUUGCUUUUCUAUAUAAAUCGUGGGGUAGGCAGCUACUUUUUAUCCCAAUUUUUUUGCCAUGAAGGCCCAUACUUUACUUUCAUAAAUAUUUAUGUUUUGGCAGCUUAAAAAAUUGUAUUAGGUAUCUUACAGAGAAGUAAAAACCUGAGAUUUGUUAAAAGUGUGAAAAGUUUUGUACAUUUAUUUCGCAAAAUUGUGCAGCCAUCAUUCAAGCACUAAAUCUAGAUUAAAAUUAUAAAUAACAACUUGGCAAAACACAUCAGUUAAAUCGAUAUUAGUCCUAGUGUUGUCGCGUUGUCGAUAAAUCGAUAAAAUAUCGAUGACUUGUAAUUUAUAUGAUAUUUAUUUUCUCAAUUAAAUGUUUUAGCUAGCAAAUUGAAUGUUUGCAAGAUUAUAUUAAAAUGCGGCGCUUUGGAGGGUGAUGUCGAUCAAAAUGAACUUAAAUUUAUGCACUUAUAUAUUUAUUUAUUUAUUGAAUAAAAAUGAAAUACUGUUAAACCUACAAUAAUUGAAUCCGAUGCUAAAUAUUUUUAGUCUAAAUAAUAAAAAAAAAAAAUAUGGUGAAGAAAAUCUUCAUACACACUUGAAAAAUUAUUGACAUCAUCCUACAAAAUAACCACAAAAUAAAAGACAAGUUUUUCAGGUUAAAAAAAAAAAAAAAACAUAUUUUGUCGUAGUAAUUUUUUUUAAAUAGUUUUUAUAAUGCGUUGGUCAGUGUUGAAUGUUUGAAAACAACGAUGUAAUAUAAUGCGUAUCAUCACAAUUUGUUGUUGGUUUAGAAGUUAUAAUUAAAAUGCUUUUUAGUUAAGAAACCCACUUACUUUAGAAAUUCACUAUUUUUUUGUUUUUCAAAAAUGUUUUUACAAUUUUUCGAUUUGCUCAUCUAGCGGCAGCUAUAUUGAUGAAUAAAUAGGUGACACAAGUGAAAAUUCGAUUUAUGAAGAUAUUUUUUAAUUGCUCCAAAUGUGAGGACGAUACUGCAAAUGCCAGUGAACCACGACUUUAUUCCUGUAACUCAGCAUGUCUGUUUGUUUCUCGCGCUCUCACGCCAAAAAUACUUAACUGAUUUUAGUGAAAUUCGGUAAACAGCUGCUUAGAGCUGGCGAAAGAACAUAGGCAACUUUUUUACCGACUCAUUGGAACAGCAAGGUGCAAUAUGGAUACAAAUUGUCAAUUCAAAAAUCCAGUCGAUAACUUCUAACCAACAAUUAAAAAAUAAUAAUAAAUAAGUAACAUUAUCUAUACGUAAAGUCAUUACUACAUAUUAUGAUAAUUAGAUGUAAAUAGCGUCGCUUGAAAUAAGAUUACGGAUAUUCAUAUUUUUAUUACGACUGACAUGUAUAUUAUGUAAAAUAUAAUGUAUUUUAUGUUUGUUUGUGUGAACGCAUUUAGUUGGUGAAUGUUGUGUUGGAUUUUACAAAAAAAAACGUAGUAAUACACGUAUUUAAACAUUUAGUAACCAACUUCCCAAAAAGGUGGUUCUUAUUCAGCAAAAAUAUUUGAGCAGCAUUCUUAUCUAAUAAUAGAGUGAAAGAGACAGAUCUCACCAGCCAGACUAUGUUCAUUCACGUGGUCUUAAAAAGUAUUGGCUUUAGUACUAGGUUUAGUCCAUUAACUUUGUUCGGGGUGGUUUAAACCUAGAACUAAAGCUGGUAUUAUUUUAAGACCACGUAUUAUAAUAGGGUGGACUGGGUCUAAACUUUCUAUUAAACGUUAAAGUCGCUAGUGUUUGCAAUUGUGACUGAAAAUAUUUUUUGUGAGGUCCGAAGGGUCAUCCUUUUGAUUUGAGAAUCCCCCCCACAUUAAACUGCCGAUCUAUGCGAAUUAUUAUUAUUUUACAGGUAAAAGUUUUAGUCCCGUUUUUUUCUCAACAUUUUCUGAUGCACAUUGUUGCUUAAUAAUAAACAUUCUUAGAGUGAUCUAGACACAACAUUCACACACAUUUUUGUAUUAUAGCCUUAGAUGUAAAAGACGUAUUUUAUCUAAAUAAUAAUAAUUAUUGAUAAUAUGAGCUAACUUUGUACGCAACUUAAUAAAUCGUUUUUAGUCCAACAUAAAUAUUUUUAUGCCUUAUUUAGUAUUAAUUAGUUAUGAUAGUUAAUAUCAUCGCGAAUUUGUAAAAAGUAUCGAUAUUCUGAAUAUUAAAUAAAUAAUAAGUGUAAUUUUUUUUCUGCUUCUUUUUUUACUUUUUUAUUGCAGCAAUGAAUUAUUAUUAUGGUCAUUUUGAAAAAAAAAACAGCGACCUAUGAAUUAAAAAUACUAAUGAAAUAAUUAACAGUCAAAAUGAUCUCAGUGUUUAAACAGAAUGACUUUUUCUUUUAAUAAAUCCUUAUUGGAUAAUUUGAAUUGUUAAUUUAUUUAACUCGGUGACAAAAAUAUUUUCACAGGCGAAAUAUUUACGUUUUUUGUAUGCCAAUUGAAAAUGAAAUAAUGUUCUAUUACCUCGAAUAUAUUGUAUUUACCUAGCUGAGUAAAUAAAGCUCUCUAUUGCAUGCCAUUAUGUAACACUCGCUCGGUAAAUAAGUAUUUAGUAAAUAAAUAUAUCGCCUGUGCAAAUUUAUUUCUAUGACUGAAGUUGUACAAAAUAAUGUUAAAUACGUUACCUUUUGUGAAACUAAGUUUAAUACGAGUUAUUGUAAUCGUGCGAACAUGUAAUCGUAAUCACAAAAUAAAGUUGGUAAUCGUAAAAAAGACGAAAUAUUUUUUCGUGAAAAGUUUGUAAAAACAAAAUGCUUGAUUUUUGUUUAAUAUUGAAUUGUAAUAACUCGUGUUAGAAUUUUAGUAAAUAUGAAUGGUAUAAUACCAUUUCAGGAAAUUCACGCGAUAUGGACUUUUUUGAAAAGAAAAACAAGAGUUGCUAUUUUAAUUUUCUAUGAAAAUCGUAUGAUUUUAACAUGUUAUAUUGAACAUGCAUUUAUUUAAAUGUAAUAAAUAAAAUGUCACUUAUUGAUAAUGUUUGAAUAAUUUAGAUAUUGACAAUUUAAUUUGAACUGUUUUAAAAAUUUAAAUCUUUCAUUGAAAUUAAUCAUUGUUGUUUAAAUUCUAGUUUUAUUUUUUAAAACAUAUGUUUUUUUCUUUGCUUUAAAUAAUUAUUUAUACCUAAAUAUAUAUAGUAUUGUACACUUAAGUGAAUUUCAGUGUUAAACAAUUAUUUUUUAAGAUUUAUUUCAGUUAAUAAAAAGAUUUAAAUUAUUAAAACAGUAUUUAUUUAUUUGUUGUUUUUUUUUUUUUUACACACAAAAUUAUAAUUAACUGAGACAUUUCCUACUACCUAAUAAAAUAUAGGUACUUAUUAAUGAUAUUUUAACUAUAUAAAGACACCAAUAGUUUACAAUAAGCUAACAAAAUAUGAUUGAAAUAGACGACUUAAAACUUUGAUACAAGACACCUUACAACUUCUAAACAGAUUUUUCGGCAAAUUCAUGACAAUAAAUUCCGUGCACAUUUCUUGCAUGAUGUACUGUCUGCAACAAUAAUCCAUUAACACAAAGUCAAAGUAAGCCUUUUCGGGCACUUAUGAAACUUCACUCUAGUUGCAUGGUUUCAAAAAGGAGAAGAGUCGGCAAGAAAGUUCAUGGAAACUUUUAAAAAGUAAUAUGUUCACGACAAAAGUUUUACUAUCACAAAAUUAGAGUGCAUUACAGAUUUAUUGUGAGACAUUUCAGCAACUUUUGUAAAAUUCUCAUAAUUAUUUUCUGAACCGAUGUCAGCUGCAGAUUGGAGACUUAGUAAUUUUGAGUGUUUAAUAGACUUUUGUCGUUGACCGUACAUGCAUUGCCACUGCAAAAACAACAUGCAAAAGAUUUGCUACCGCUAACAAAACAAUUACUGCGUAAACAUAAUGAUUGAAUUGCACUUAAUUCUGAGAUUCUAUUAUCAAAUACAAAAGGCUUAACAAACGCUCUUUUUAAGCAUCUAAAUAUCUACUUGCCUCAUUUUAGUGUUCUAUCUAGUCUUUUUUGACGAGAAUUAUUAUUUCCACCUAAAAAAUUAUAACUGAAAAACUAACAAUGAAAUAAUUGCAUUAUACAUAACAAUACAAAUAUAAUCUAGGUUAAGGUUAAGAUGUAAAUAUAUGAAAAUAAAUUAUUAUUUGUAAUUCGAAAUAAAAAUAUCGAGCAGAA
Helicoverpa zea (corn earworm) is the source of this 9411-nucleotide messenger RNA. RefSeq names its product putative protein tag-53 (gene dsd). Gene Ontology annotation, molecular function: protein binding. Bases 77 to 3829 code for a protein of 1250 amino acids. Lineage: Eukaryota; Metazoa; Arthropoda; Insecta; Lepidoptera; Noctuidae. The record is from RefSeq and is a predicted model, not a curated record. The transcript is spliced from 26 exons. Gene Ontology annotation, cellular component: Golgi apparatus.